AUGAAAAAGUGCCAUUUCUGUGGUGAAUUUCGUGAAGAAGGCGAUUUGCGCCUUACUCGCUCUUCAAAAACUAUUCUUAUAAUGUUGUGUGCAAUGCUAGAGAAGGGCAAACUACGAACUCGUGAUGCACAAGACUUCUAUAACAAAAGUCUACAUUCACAUACACGAAUUUGCAAGAACCAUUUCUACGAAGCGGCAUACACGGAGGUGACAGGCUACAGAUUGGUUUCGUUUCACCAACAGUUCAAGGAAGAUGCAGAAAUCAACAAACAAAAGGUCUGUUUCGAGCUGGAAGAAGUUUGCGAUGGUCUUGGGCGCCCUGAAUCAAAUUCCACUGAGAAGCAGCUCACUCCCUCAUCAAAUUCAACUGAGGGAUCCGAAGGCAUUACGGAAUUGGAUGAAACGAGUCCUGCGCUGCUCGACAAGCAAUUUUUAAUCAAAGGAAGCCAGCUGCUUAAACUCUUUCGUUUUUGCCCAUCUUGUGGCACUAAAAUAUCAGACUCAGUACGGUGCUUAAGUCUGACGGCCAUGGGGGAAGCCCCUAUUGUGCACUACAUCUGCACAGCAUGUCAUCCGUUCGAGAAACGCUUCGAAGGACAGGAAACGACAGAUACUCAUGCUAACGGAACCUCCUCUGGAACCAAUGUGCAGACUGCAGUGGUUGGAGUCACAGAGAAUGCUCGAUAUGUCAACUCCAGGUUGCGGCAACGGACUGAAGACGCUGCCACGCAAGGGAUCGCUCAAGACCCUCCAUUGAAGCAGGCAAAGCUCGAAGAUUCUACCGGUUUCCACUCGAGUGAAAGAUUGAGUCUGCUCCUUCUCAUUGUAUACGAGUUAAGUGAAAAGGUAGUCGAACUUCAGGCUCUCGUGCAAAAGCUAAGCGAUCGGUUACCAGAAGUGGAAAAUACACGGGAGGACUGCGACAUGGCGAUUUCGGAAGCGAAGGAAAAAAUGCAGAAAUGGCAUUGUCGUAUCUGUAGUGUUUAUCGAGAAGGCAACGAACUUCGUCGAAGUAAAUCGAAGAAAACUGUUCUCAUAAUGUUAUGUGGAAUGGUGGAAAAGCGCAAAAUAGAUGUCCAAGAUGCGCAACAAUUGUAUGACCUGUGCCUUGGGUCAACAAAUGUUCGUAUUUGUAGAGAUCAUUUUUGCGAAACGGCAUCUUAUAUCAGCGAUACGGUAGCCUCGGUAUAUGAUGGUAUUGUACGGAACCUUUUCACGAUACCGGGUCAUAUUAUGAAAGCAAUCGCUGCUCGCUUUGAGUCACACCGACGUGGUAUUGAUGCAAGCAUUUCGUUGACAGCCUACGACUUGGCUACUUUUCAUCGUAGGUUUAGGGACGAAGGUCGUGCCUUGCGCACAGUACAGUUGAUCCUAAAUGCAUCUCAUCAAAUAAGAAAGCAGGCUUAUAAAUGUGAUUUCAAGAAUGGCGACAACUAUUUCGAGCUGAAUCCAACGCACGAAGAUCCGAUAUGCACUGAGUCAACUUCUACUGAGCGGAAUGAAACGCAGCUCCCAAUCUCAUCAGCUUCAAUGAGCUCCAACGGUGUUUUGGAAUUGGACGAAACGAAUCCUGAACUUCUCGACAAGUACUUCUUGAUAAAAGGAAGUCAACUACUGAAACUUUUUCGUUUCUGUCCGUCUUGCGGGACGAGGUUAUCAGACUCCAUACGGUGUGUCAGUUUGACGGCCAUCGGGAGAAGCUCCUGUUGUGCACUACAUCUGUACGGCAUGUCAUCCAACUCGCGACGACGCACUGGUGUCAAGCAAGCUAUCAAGCGUGCUCCUCGAAGCCUUGCCAUAAAGAUGACUAGGGAUGAAGAAUUGCUUGAUUUUACCCCUAGAAAA
Messenger RNA from Ostertagia ostertagi, 1845 nucleotides. The record is from the annotation of a GenBank genome assembly. Lineage: Eukaryota; Metazoa; Nematoda; Chromadorea; Rhabditida; Trichostrongylidae.